Molecule: messenger RNA, 1215 nt
Organism: Solanum tuberosum (potato)
Lineage: Eukaryota; Viridiplantae; Streptophyta; Magnoliopsida; Solanales; Solanaceae
Product: chalcone synthase J
Exons: 2
Coding region: 1-1215 (404 amino acids)
Biological process (GO): polyketide biosynthetic process
Molecular function (GO): acyltransferase activity, transferring groups other than amino-acyl groups
Source: RefSeq, a predicted model, not a curated record
AUGAUAAAAAGUUUGUGUUCCAAUUUGCCGCCAUCGGCGAAAAUAGUCACUAUCGAGGAGCUUAGUAGGGCACAACGGGCCGAGGGACCUGCUAAUGUGUUGGCCAUCGGAACAGCCAAUCCUUCUAAUUGUAUCGAUCAAAGCACCUAUCCUGACUAUUUUUUUCGUAUCACUAAUAGUGAACAUAAGAGUGAACUUAAGCGAAAGUUUAAGCAAAUGUGUGCUAAAUCAAUGAUUAAGAAGAGAUACUCACACUUAACCGAGGAAAUCUUGAAAAAGAAUCCUAACAUUUGUAAAUAUAAUGCACCUUCUCUUGAUGCUAGACAAGAAAUAACAAUUAUUGAGGUUCCAAAACUUGGCCAAGAGGCAGCCCAAAAGGCUAUCAAUGAAUGGGGCCAGCCCAUAUCUAAGAUUACCCAUUUGAUCUUUUGCACCACUAGUGAUGUGAACAUGCCAGGAGCUGACUACCAACUCACUAAACUUCUUGGGCUUGAUUCAUCAGUUAAGCGAUUCAUGUUGUACCAACAAGGUUGUUCUGGUGGUGGAACUGCUCUUCGAUUGGCUAAGGACUUAGCUGAGAAUAAUAAAGGUGCUCGAGUUCUUGUUGUUUGCUCUGAAUUAAUCAACUUGAUGGGCUUUCAGGGCCCAAGUGACACUAAAUUAAGUGUUUUGGUUGGACAAGCUCUUUUUAGUGAUGGGGCAUCCGCUGUUAUUAUUGGAUCAAAUCCAAUUAUAUCAAUAGAAAGACCUUUAUUUGAACUUGUAUCCACAAUUCAAACUCUUAUUCCUGAUAGUGGAUAUGCAGGUUAUUCUAAUCUAAGUGAGGCAGGAUUGAUAACCUAUAUACAUAAGGAUAUUCCAAUGCUAGUAGCAAAAAAUAUUGAGAAGAUCUUAGUGGAAGUAUUUCAGCCUCUUGGAAUUUCUAAUUGGGAUUCCAUUUUUUGGGUAGCUCAUCCAGGUGGACGCGCGAUUUUGGAUCAAAUUGAACUAAAAUUGGGCCUAAAAUCUAAAAAACUCGAAACUACAAGGCAUGUGUUGAGCGACUAUGGGAACAUGAGCAGUGCUACUGUAUUAUUUGUUUUGGAUGAGAUGAGGAAAACUUCUAUCAAGGAAGGAUUGUGUAGCACGGGUGAAGGCCUUGAGUGGGGUGUGCUUUGUUGUUUUGGGCCUGGCUUAACUAUUGAGACGAUUGUCCUUCGUAGCAUUUCUAUUUAA